Messenger RNA from Nomia melanderi (Alkali bee), 4176 nucleotides. Its product is annotated as headcase. The record is from RefSeq and is a predicted model, not a curated record. Lineage: Eukaryota; Metazoa; Arthropoda; Insecta; Hymenoptera; Halictidae.
GUAACAAGGAACCGUACAGUAGCGCGAGCAAGAGGGAAGCAUGGAGCGGUAGCGUGCGCCAGUCGGAGGGACGACAACGGCGCGCAUCGAUUGGCGCGCUAGCCGUGACCCCCACCACGCUGCUUUCGCUUUCACCCAAUGGGGCCUCACUUUCGCGCUCGGCCGCGCGCCGAGCCACGGCAACCGGCACGCUGUCGUCGUCGCCGGCGCUCAGUGAGUGGUGCACCCUACGUGCGAGCAAGUGUUUUGUCGUCGUGAACUCUCUCUCAGUGUGGUCACCGAGAGGAAAAAAAAAGGAAAAGAGAAGUACGCGGAGCCUCGGUGUGUUGUUUGUUGCUUUGAUUCCCCUCCCCGUGUGCGAUUCGUCAAUUUCGACACACGUCAUCAAUCAUCAAUCAUCGGUCAUCGAUCGUCAUCGUCAUUGUCCCAUCCCGAGGAGAGGACACGACGCUGACCCCGUUGUCCUAUCUCUAGUUCGAACGGCCCGGGCAAAGGACGUUCCCCCGAAGAUCGCGAGGAAACUUUGCGUUCAACGGUGUGCGCGCGCUUAGCGCCCGGUGACCCUGACAUUCGAAACGAGCGCCAGCCACCACGCGACGUCGUCGUCGACGCCGAGAGAAACGAUCUUCUCGCAUCAAGUGACCGAGAUACAUCAUCCUCGUUCGCUACCGACGAUUUUUUUCGCGAUACGAACUGUGCGAAUACCUAGUCCGGUGAGACGCUGCCUUGUUGGAACCGCCGGUGACCUUGACUUUGGUGCACGCCCGACGUCAUCGGUUCGCGUUGAAGAAAUCUGAACCCUGCCGGUCGGUUCCGUGUGUGGAUCAUUUGGGGCUAGUGUCUCGUGCGCGUCAGUGUCUUUUCUCCUGGAAGCGUGUCUUCGCCGAGGGACGGUCGCAAACGUUUCGUUUACAUUCAACCCGCGACUCGGAACGUUUCGGCUGCUCUGACAUCGGUCAAUGAAUGGGUGUGCUUGAAAGGGGACCAGCGAGACGCGGGAAUUGCGUGAAGAUGAAGGAGUAAAGGAUUUCGCGCGAGUCUGUUUAUCAAACUAACCUAUACCUUAUCAACGAUCAUCAUCAUCAUCGUCAUCUUGAUUCAGCUGCGUUGCCUAGUGAACCCAGGUGAAUAUUCUUAACGAACCGUUUGAAAGAAGCCAGAACCCUGGAUCUUAGAAUUCAGUACCGGUGUGAGAUAAAGCGAGAGGGGCUAAACGAGUCGAGCAAGGACAAGAAGGUAAUGGCACCACGUCGUCACGCGAACGGCCACGGUGGUGCAUUGCUGGAGAACGGCGGACCUGGAGGCGGACUAAACGACACCAUGGACAACAACAACCUGCUGGCACAAUCGCAGGCGACGACCCGCUGUUGCACGCCCACCGGCGAGUGUCUCCGCGGGGACGCGCUGAUCCGCUUGAACGCUCUGCACGACGCUGUCAAGGUGUCUUGCAACAACGAGAGCUGCCCUGUGGGUCAGUUCAUGCACCGCGAGUGCUUCGACGCCUGGGAGCAAACGGUGCUCACCUAUCUGAAAAGCUGCGGCCGCGCGAGGAGCUGGUCCGAGCGACAACGUCAUCAGAACCUCUGGACGAAGAAGGGCUACGAUCUCGCGUUCAAAGCAUGCGGCUGCCGCUGCGGCCGCGGCCACCUCAAGAAAGACCUGGACUGGAUGCCGCCCGGGACUGCCGGGAACGCCUCCGGCAACCGAUCCGACGAGAACGAGGCAAAGAAAAAGAAGCGGCGCAAUCGUCAAAACAGCAGACCUACACUGGCCGUCUCGACCGGGCCGCCCAGCCACGGCAAUCACGUUUCCACGAACGGACGCGGCACCACCGAGCUACAGUUGAUAGAGAACGGCCGAGGAAGGGCUGGAUCACUGUCGUCCAGCACCGGGUCAAGCUCGCCACCGGCCACCAGCGAGCCCAGCGUCAGCCCACUUCACCAACCCCAGGCCAUCAUGAAGAAGAAAAGCAAGGUCGAUUUCUUCAGCGAUCGGGCACGGCAAAGCUGCGGGGCAAACGGCAUCUUCUCCCGCCGUCUGGACUUCAGCGCAUUUAACAGCCUCCCCCGUACUAAGCUGAACUCCUAUCAUAUCAAGAUGGAAGACGAGGGCAACCACGGGAACGAUGACACCAGAUGCUUCAUCCUGUCGACGCUGGCCGCGCUGCAAUGGUCCAGAGUGUCCUGCGUGCUGUGCCGCGCUCCGAUGCUCGUUUUCGACAGGUAUCCGUUGGUCGACGGCACGUUCUUUCUGUCGCCGAGACAACACUCGCCUGCCUGUGCUGAGGUGAAGGUCGAAGGUCGCACGCAAUUCCUGUCAGCGGUAUGCAUGAGUUGCCUCGAAGGCAGCGGUGGGCAGCCUGUGCGUUGUCGUUGCUGUACUCAGCCGUGGGACGGCUCUAGCUUAGUCCUUGGAACGAUGUACAGCUACGAUAUCUUCGCUGCCAUGCCCUGUUGCACCGAGCGGCUCAAGUGCAACAGCUGCCAGAAGCCACUGAUCUAUCCUCAUCAGCGGCUGAACUUCUAUUCGGACUACAGCCGCGUCUUUGCCUGUCCCCAUUGCAGAGCCGUCGACGCCCACUUCGUGAAGCCGCUCUCGGUCUGCUUCACCCGCGAGCAGUUCCAGCUUUACAGCCAGUGGCCGUAACCAUUAGGGAACUUAGCUAACCGGCGACCAAGCGCCGCGACCGACCCAUGUCCCCUCUUCUUCGACCCGCUGAUCUCCCUGCUCCGGGCGACCUUGCUCUAGAUACCCCGUAAAUCACACAAGUUCGUCGGACCGUUUGUUUUUCUGUUUAUCAAUUUAUUCUCUCUUCGGGCUCCAUCCUGAGAAACGAACAUCAUCACCGAGGAAACAUCAUCUGGAAGAAUAUGCGAGUCCUGGAUCUCGACGCUUCUGCUUUCCGAUUCUUGCACCGAUGAUCGCGUGCACCGCUACUGUUUAUGCAAAUUUACAUCUUCAUUGUGAAGUAUCUUCCAACCCCUCGUCUUACGAUUACCGAAUUGUUUAUUCCGAAUGGUUCGUUGGGUGAAACAGGCAUUUUGUAUUAAAACUGCAUUUGUUCCAGUGAUCGAAGGAUAUUGACGACAACAAUAUGUUUGUGAUACCACUCGCGAUAGCAUCAUCCAAGGGGUUGAUCGGUAAAUGCAUAAAAUUCAUUGUAGAAUAAACUCAUUCGAAUAUUCAUAAAAUUAGCUUACAUUUGCAUAAACGUCGCGGUCUAUUCAAUCAAGAACCAGCGUUACAGAAUGACAAUCACUUCCUCUACAAAAUGAAAUCAUUUUCUUUUUUCAUACAGCAUAAUCUUUCGAGUACAUCCGAGACAACGAAAUCUUUCAGUUUCUUUUUCAUUGAGAAGGAAACGAAUUAUUUCCGUUGUCCCUCGAAUUAAGCAUACAGCGGAAACGUCGAUCCUAGGAGCUCCGGUAGCAGCGAUAAGGUUUAAGAAAUUCUCAUUUUCGACGUCGAAUAAGUAGGGUUUAUCUGCGUUAAUCUGGAAACGAAACGCGGGGAUGGAUGAAUCGCGGAACCGGAUCGACGCGAGCAUCGAGGACGCAGCACCGACCGUUUGGAUAUUAUCGUCAGUAUUAUCGGGUAAGGAUAACAAGAUCCCAGGACCGUGUCUGUGAGAAGCGUGAGGCUUUCCUCUUUUAAGUUAGUCAAAAUUGAUUUAGGCGUGUCGUUUCCGUGUGUCGCGUGGAAUAUUCGUUUGUUCGUGUCGCGUCGUAGAAGCGCGAGGAUAUCGGCCGCGUUCGUAGGAGAUAAUAGGUUUAGGCGUUUUGUAAAUUAACCGUCGGGAAAUUUAGUCGGUAGAACGAAGGAGGAGCGUGUAAUCUUUCUGGUAGCUUAAGAACGAUUCGGUGACGUGUUUUAGGUUUAAAUUUGCGAAAGAAAACGGGAGAGCGAAGAGCUCGGUCGCGGCGUCCUCGUGCCGCGUCGGAUCGACGGAACUCACCCGUCGUCGUCGCGCGUCGAACGACGGGAACGUGUGUAAUCGCUCGCGGAGAUCGUCCCCCAGCGUUACGUUUCCCUUUUGUAGUCGAAUUACGUUGACGGUCGCGUGAGUAUCGCGAAAGGCGAACACGACGGAAGAGACACGAAGCGAACGGUUGUUCGAGACGCGCGGAAUUAAGGGCGAGAUAACGGAUCGAGGCCGUUCAGGAUCGAUCCAGCGAG